AUGACCUGUUGGACAAAGAGCUUCGAAGUUUAUUUCCAUCGUUCCAUUCAUAAAGAUAUGGAUCGGAUCGGGUUUUGGACAAUAAAAAACCAUGGACUCACGCGCGCUACUAAUAAUAGAGCCGAGUCCAUGAAUGCCAUUUUAAAAAGAUUUGUUGACUGGAAGGAGUCUCCAGUUGACUCAAUAAUCAUUGCACUCUAUGAGCUGUCCCAAUCCUUUUAUGGGGAAAUUCUUCGUGGCCGAUACAAUCUCGGCAACUACCACUUACUUCAACACUUGUCUUCUGUGUAUGACAAAACGAUAGACAAACCAAUUUUUCCUGAAGUGCAAACUGAAGAAAUGAUUUUCAACAGGAUAAAGAAUUCCCGGGAAGAAGCUACUGAAGCACGGGCCUUAGAAAUAAUAAGAAAAAAAGACAUUGAAUUCAAUUUCAAUAGGCUUGGUAGUUUUAACGUUAGUGGUACCACGGCCACUAGAGAUGUAAGGAUUUUUCCGCAUCCAAAUUGCUCUUGUCCCGAAACAAGGCUAUGUUACCACUUGAUAGCUGUUCAACUGGCCUGCGGUUUGGGAAACCAACAAUAAAAAAAGCCACCAAACCUUACACAACUGCGAAAAAACAUUAAAAAACGUGCCGAUAAGGUUUCCGGACGAAAGGCGCCACGACCGAAAGAUACGGAUUCCAUCAAUCCUAUAUGGGAUGAUUUGAAUGGGGACCGCAUCAAGGCUGAUCCGUUUGACGGAGACCAGGCAGAACGGCGAUCUUCUAGUCCAUUUCGCCAACAAAAAAAUGAAUCUUACAUACUCCCACAUGAAAACAAACAAUAUCCCCCAACGGAGGUAAAUGAGGAAGCUGCUUUGCCGCAGGUUAACAAAGAAACUGUGGGGCUGCAAGUAAAAGUGGCAGUUAGUCAACAAGAGCAUGGGGAAGAAACAUUCACCCAACAACAGCAAUUGAAAGAAACGAACCUGCAAGAGCAAGAAAAUAAAAAAACCGUUGGUACGGCGCAAGAAAAAAAAGCCGCAGACCAAUCACAAAUCACGAAACAGGCAAAUGAACAACCUCAAAU
Messenger RNA from Daphnia magna, 1067 nucleotides. RefSeq lists its product as uncharacterized. Gene Ontology annotation, molecular function: zinc ion binding. Bases 1 to 582 code for a protein of 193 amino acids. The record is from RefSeq and is a predicted model, not a curated record. The transcript is spliced from 3 exons. NCBI's taxonomy places the organism in Eukaryota, Metazoa, Arthropoda, Branchiopoda, Diplostraca, Daphniidae.